GCUGCCACCGCCGCCCCGUCCAUGCCGGCGGACAGCCCUAAACCGCCGGGAGGGCCGCGCUGCCCCCGCUGCCGCUCCUGCCCCGGCUGCCGGCGGGAGGGCACCGGCACCGGCACCGGGCAGAGCCCCGCGGGGCCCGGCAUGGCGCGGCGCGGCCGUUUCCAACGUUUCUUCGGCCGCAGCGAGUCGGACGACUCGGAGACCGAAGGGGCGGCCGCCGCUCCCCCCGCUCCCCGCCGCCGCGCCCCCCCUCCCGCCGCCGCCUCCUCCUCCUCCUCCUCCUCCUCCUCCGCGCCCAAGCGGCGCCCCGCGUUCCCCCACUGGCGCCCGAAGAAGAAGGAGCAGCACCCCCGGGGGGGCGGCGGGGCCGCUCCCGCCUGGACCCCGCCGCCCGCCUCACCCCUCGGCUCCCCGGCCCCGCGGUACUAUGAUAUAUCAGGCAGACGCUAUACUGUUCCAGAAAACCAAAUACCAUCAGUAAUCUGUCCACACUCUUACGUUCUUCCAGCGAUAUCAAUGUCUACUGCCUCAUUACCAGCAGCUCUUGGAAAGUCCACCUCACAAUUUCCAGAUUCUUCCAGAGAAGAGAAUAAAAAGAAACCAGUUUUGGAAAGACUUGGAAAUUUGUUUGGUACAGGAAAAAGGAAAAAUGUCAAAAGUUCACUAGAACACAGUUCGCAUCGGAAAGGGGAGAGGUCAGUUUCUCCUUACAGAGCACAACCAAUAUACUGCAGGCACACAAAGGAAGGACACGAAGCUCCUCAAGUACAGAAGCAAGUGAGGAACAUCAGUGCUGUUUCUGAGACGCAGGAAUAUAAUUUCAGUGGUGAAGUGGGACCACUGUAUCGCGAUACCAUUUCAGAAUGGAGUAGUAGGGGAGUCUCUUCUGACAGUGAGUGGUCAGCAGAUUGGAGCAGCAGCAGUGAAACCAUUAAAAACUCUUUCUUUGAGAGUAGCCUGAAUGUGGAAACCUUGGAACUGGAGAAAGAAUCUGUCACAGAUAUAAAUAAUUCCACGACUCCAGAUUUCAUAAAAAGCUUGAGAAAUUUGUCUAGUGAAGACUUAGAAAAGAGUAUCUUAAGCCACAAGCAGCUUGUGAACACGUGGGUGUCUGAGGAGCCUGGGCAUGCAAAACCAAAGGAUUUGCCAUACGAGUUGGAAUCUGCGGUGAGUGAACACACACAUUCUGCUAGAGUGUUAACAGUUGAUAUCUAUCUAAGAAAAACAGACGAACUCCUUAAUGAACCCGUGACUGUUACGUCAGAAGAAAAUUGUAGUUACUCGGACACAAUGGAUAAAAAAUCUGCUAAUAAAAGAUCUGGAAAAAGGAGAAAAUCUCAGUCGUCUAGUGAUAUUCCAAACGGAGAGAGAAACCAGACUGAAACUACUGCAAGAGAAGAAUCAGGUUUUGAGGAUGAUGUCCCUUCUGAGGUGUUUUCAGACAAGAUAAUAAACUCGGAAAGAAAAGCAAAGUCUCCUCAACAGACUCCUGAAAGGAAUUCCUCUUCCCCAGGUAAUAAUCAGGACCUAAAAGUUGGAUCUGCUCACAAAGGGACAUCCAAAACUGAGGCUGACAAAGGCAAGCAGCAAAUCUCAAAUACAACCCCUGCAAGGAGAAGAUCAUAUAAAAAGAGUCAGUCGGAUGGUGUUCCCGUCUCCCCUACGGGUUUGAAGGGUCAGGUAAAAGAUUACUCCUCGAAAAGGCAACCUACAGCAUCGCCAGAGAGUAACCCAGUGUUAAAAAGAACUUCGGUGGAAAAGGGAACUAUACCUUUGGCUCUUGGGGAAGACAGCUUGGAGUCUCCCAAAGCUUCUUUGGCUGAUAAGACAGAAGACACUGCCUUGGUGUUUGCUGAAGCCAGAAAUGAGACCAAGGCAGUAAAGCAUGGUAAUGGUUCAGAUGGAAGAGCUUUCUUGCGUUCUGAUGGGAUUAAAAGUGGAGACCUGUGCAUUCCAGCUGAGACGCGGACAUAUUCUGAUUUAGACAGCUUAAAGUUGAAGAGUUUGGAUGCUUCCAGAACAGUCAUGACAAAGAUUAGCCUUCCAGCCAAACCGAAGAAUGUAGAGCUGAAUUUUAAAGCAUCUACGAAUCAAGACAGUUUAGAAAGUGAGCAGGAUACUCUUGAAAAACCAGUUAAUAAAACUAACAGCAACAUUGCCAACAAAAUUUCCUUGUUUGAAAAUAAAUGCGCUAACCAGAGCCAGAGGCCUACUGACAUCCCUGCUUCAAAAAAUAGUACUGUACCAAGCACAUUUGUUGGCAGAGCAAAGCUGAAAUUUGGAAAACAACCUAAGGAAAGCGAACAGCCUGAUAAAACGUUAAAUAAGCAAAGCAGUCGCCAGAAGUUGUUUGAGAAUGGCACACCAGAGAAAGAAAGCACUGCAGAAUUGAAAGGCAAAAAUGAAGAAGGCUCUGCCUCUCAUGAGGAUGUUGGGAAGACAACGGAACUUAAAGUAAAAGCUGCAAUAUCUCUUUUUAACCAAAGCAGCAAAACUGAUGCUAGUAGUGUCUCUCUGAAGCAACCCGAUCCAGAAUUAACCACAGCUAAAAAAGAAAGUUCACCUUUGAAACUGCCCUUGCACUCGCCCAGUAAAAGUGAAAAUGCUCAAGAUACUUCCUGCCAAAGAAAUAACACGAGCUCAGAAUUCCACAGAAAUGAAGAAAAGAUGCUGCCAAACACAGAGGUUUUAUCGCCUUGCAAUGAUGACAAAUAUCUUCUACCACCUCAUCAGUUUUCUACAUCAGAAUUCAAGAAUAUGGAAAAUGGGGAUAAAAAGGCAAAACCGGGAGAUUUGAGCUUUGCAGCACCGCAGUUUGAUGACAGCAGUCAAGACAGUAUAUUGAUAUCAGAGCACAGCAGCAAUACACAAAAGAGCCCAGGCAAAACCUGUAAUGGAUCUGCUGAAGACGAUAGCAUUUUUGAUUCCCCAUCCGACAUGAAGAAGUUUGCUGAAACAAUAAAAAACUUGGACAGCUCAGUUUGUUUACCCCAGAAAAAGAAGAGGUCAAAGCUUCCCAAGUCUCCAGCACCCCACUUUGCAAUGCCUCCCAUUCAUGAAGACAACUUAGAGAAAGUAUUUGAUCCUAGUGUGUUUACUUUUGGUUUGGGACUGAGGAGGGAAAAAACACAGGAUCUGUUACCAGCUCAACAAAUUAAAAUGCAAAGCCUGGAAACGAUAGCAAAAGUCAGACCGAAGCGUGCAUCAACAGAGCAAAGUAUCGUAUUCAAAGCCCUGCAAUCAUGUAAUAGAGAGGAACCUGCCUUUACUCAGGAGGUAAAUGGAAAAGAGAACACUGAUGGUACAGAUGGUGAAAUUAAGAGAUCCCGAAUUGAAAAGAGCUCCCUCUUCUCAAGCCUGCUGUCGUCUACAUCUAAAGAGAAGUUUUUUAAUCCUUCUGUCACCUCGGUAAAUAACACCGCAACAGCUUUUGCAAAUGACUCCUCAGGGAUGCCUCCUUUACAGCAGGAUGCUUCUGGGCCAUUCAACAUGCCUCAAAAAUCUGAGUCUCUUUCAGAUAUGAAGUUUCCAAGUUUUGUGGAGAAGUACAUGCAAGCAGAUAGUGCAAAAAAAGAACUAAGUUUACAAAUGCCCAACUAUGGGAAUCCCGAGAAAAGUUUUUCCAGCUGGUUAGGAACAAGCAGAUACGAAUCAAAUGUCCCCACUGGCUUGUUAGAUGUGGAUGCACUUUCAAGAAAUGGACAAAGUAAAAUCAAUCCCAGACCUGGCAAGCUGGUGAUAUACUGUGAAUCAGACUAUCAGAAAAAUGGCAUUGAAGUUUUCCAUGAUGUUCUGGAUUGCAGUUCUUGGGUUCUGUCACCAACAAUUUUAGUUAAAGUCAUCAGAGGAUGCUGGAUACUCUAUGAGAAACCAAAUUUUGAAGGCCCCUCUAUUCCCCUGGAAGAAGGAGAGCUGGAACUCCCAGAUAUUUGGGGUGCAGGUACUUCUGAAGAGCAAAGUGAAUGCAAAUCUCUAAAGCCUGCAGUGAUUGGUUCAAUAAGACAUGUUGUUAAGGAUUACAGGGUUUGCCGAAUUGAUUUGUAUACAGAACCUGAAGGGUUAGGAAUCGUGACUUCCUUUUUUGACGACACUGAAGAAACAGGGGUGUUUGGCACCACUCAGAAGACUUGUUCUAUCAAAGUACACUGGGGCAUAUGGCUGAUUUAUGAAGAACCUGGUUUCCAGGGAGUUCCUUUAAUGUUGGAGCCUGGUGAAUAUCCUAAUUUAGCAUUCUGGGAGAAGAAGGAAGCCUACAUUAGGUCCAUGAGGCCCUUGAAAAUGGGUGGUCGCAAAGUUGAAUUCAGUGGAGAACCAAAGGUAAUCGUUUAUGAGAAGCCUUUCUUUGAAGGGAGACAUGUGGAAAUAGAGUCAGAGGUUUUUAUGCUUGAUGACAAGGAAUCAGAAGAAAAGGCGAGACUUCCAUUUACAUCAGUGGGAUCCAUGAAAGUACUGGGAGGAGUUUGGGUUGCUUAUGAGAAGCCUGGGUUUGAAGGCCAUCAGUACUUGCUGGAAGAAGGAACGUAUCAGGAUUGGACAGACUGGGGUGGCUAUGAUGAAGAAUUGCAGUCACUGCGACCGAUUGUUGGUGAUUUCACAAGCUCCCAUAUGAUAAUGUACAGUGAAAAAGACUUUGGAUCAAAGGGUUCCAAUAUUAAUGUUUUAGGAAUUAUUGCCAAUUUGAAAGACACUGGAUAUGGGCUGAGGACACAGUCUAUAAAUGUGCUAAGUGGCGUGUGGGUGGCUUAUGAGAAUCCUGAGUUUACAGGGGAGCAGUAUAUACUGGCUAAAGGGCUAUAUCCCAGCAUUGAGGCGUGGGGGGGGAAGAAUUGCAAAAUAUCUUCAGUGCAGCCCAUCAUUAUGGAUAUUGUUGGAAGUGAAAGGGGUAAAGUGAAGGUCCAGUUAUUUUCAGAGCCUGAAUUCAAGGGUAACUGCCAAAUAUUUGAAAAAAACACGAGAUGUAUUGAUUCGUUUGCUGUGAAGUCUUCAAAAAUUUUAGAUGGCAGCUGCAUAGUGUAUGACCAGGAAGAAUUUACUGGUAACCAGUACGUGUUAGAAGAAGGAAUCUAUCCUGAUCUGACAGCGAUGGGUUGUUCACCCCAAACAGUUCUAAAAUCUUUACGGAUUAUAAAUAUUGAGCUGUCUGAGCCAUGCAUAGCUCUCUUUGAAAAGGUGGGUUUCCAAGGAAAGAAAAUCGAAUUCAGUACAGAAAUCUUAAAUCUUCAGUUCCUGGGAUACAGUCCUCGAAUAGCUUCAGUUCAAAUCCUUGGCGGCAUAUGGAUAAUUUAUGAGCAUAGUAAUUACAGGGGGCGUCAGAUGUUGUUAGCACCGAAUGACAUUCCAGAUUGGUAUAAAGUGAGUGGUUACUGUCAGAUAGGCUCUCUGAGACCUUUACUGCAGAAACGUGUGUACUUCAGGCUGCGAAACAAGGAAACAGGAAAAUUCAUGUCAGCUGAUGGAAACUUGGACAACCUGAAUCUUCUCCGAAUACAGGUUGCAGAAGAUACAGACUCAGAUGAUCAAAUCUGGGUUUAUCAGGAUGGAUUCAUAAGGUGCCGGAUGGCAGAGGAUUGCUGCUUGACAAUUGUUGGAAAUCUUAUAACUCCUGGCUCUAAACUUGGCCUGUCGUUUGAGCGGAAUGAAGACAAACAAUAUUGGCAUAUUAGUCCCGAUGGCAGGAUUUAUAGCAAGAUGAAACCCAAGCUGGUUUUAGAUAUCAAAGGGGGCGCACAAUAUGAUCGUGACCAUGUUGUCGUCAACACAGUCAACGAAGAAAAGUUAACGCAGUGUUGGGAACCGCUGGUUGUAUAAACCCAAAGAAGCGAAGAGCUGACUUUGGACUGUUCCAGACACUAGAAUUGGCACUGCCGUCUCGGAAGGGCACAGGAUCAACGAUGAGAGUCUUGUCUUUCCUUUGCAAUUUUCAAAAGAACAAGCAACAGAAUGAUUUCACCUCUCUAAGAUUAUUAUCCACAUAAAAGUUUGAGUAUCUCUCAACCUUUUUUUUUUUUUUUUUUUUUUUUAAAACCAUCACAACUCAAUGUGAGCUAGAGAGUGGUAGUAUGCCUUAGGCUAGAGUGGAAGAACUAAAGGCGAGAGAGACCCCAUGGAGUUACCGUCGUGUCACUGAGUAGUUAAUCCCAAACAGCCAAUGGGCAUAAUUUUAAAUUAUUUUUAAAAGAUUUUUUUUUUUUCUUUUUAACUGAGAGAAAGGCUACAAGAUAAUUAAAGCUUCUUUUAUAAAGACAGGAGUGCAGUGUGUAUGUGGGUAUAGCAACUUGAACCUACAGGCUGUAGUACAGAGAAAGACUUACUACUGGAAAUUAAUAUAUUUGUUUCACUGGAGCAAACUUAGAUUCACUGAAAGUUUAAAGACUGCUAGCACACAGCACAUCCAGAGAUUUUUUUUUUAACAUGUGGCUUCAACUAUAGUUAGUAUGCUAAUACAGUAAGUCCUAAAUUAAGAAGAAAAAAUCUAGAUUUUCUCACGUAGAGAUGAUGUAAAUUAGUAGAUGUUUGUUAGAAAAAGAGAGGGCUGGCAAAAGGAUGCAUCGGAAUGUGAAGAACUUGCCCGUUUUCUAGGCUGCCUAACUGUUUGAGUUACGGGUAUUUUACUGCUUUGCCAAGUCAAAUUUUUACCUUUUUAAACCAGUUCCAGUGAACGCAGUCUCCCUGACCUCCAAAAUCCUACCGAGAACGAGAAUUCUUAGGGGGAGGAUCACCAAAGCUGACGGCAGCAGCCGUUUCUCAGCCACCGCCUGUUGACGUUACGGUGGGGUGGGUGGGGGACACCAGACUCCCAGGUUUUUCCCCGAAACGCACCCAGGCGCGAGCACCGACCGUGCCCGUUGAAAGUAGGAAGCGUUGCUGGUUUAGUAAAGAGCUCGUGGCACCCGAGGGAGAACGUGAGGACUGCAGGAGGUUCUUCUGUGGCCCUGCUCUUAACCCGGGUUUGUUAGUUUUCCUUAACCACGCUGGCAAAAAGGUAAAAUACAAAGUCUUGUACUGUGCUGCUGUGUUUUGUUCUGGUUUCGACCAGCGUUAUUACAAGCUGCUCCUAGGAGCAUCCAGGCCUUUGUCUUGCGUAGUAAAUCUGUUUAAUGUUUUCAUCGCUCUUGUACUGCCUCAAAGGAUACCGGUGCUUUUAGCCUUGCCACCCUAGAGGAAGUGCCUUACUAAUUAAUUCUCCUCCUUUUGUACAGACGUACUGAAGUUUUGUCGCUCUGAAACGUGCUGCUUUUAGUUCUUCAUAGAAAACGUGUUGCUGUUGGUUCCGAACAGUGGUACUUUGUCAUACCGAUGUGCUCUUGCUAUAUAUAAUAUAGCAUUUUUCAAAUAAAUUUAAGUUAGGUGACUUUUUAUUGAAAUUAAAGGUAGAAAGCUGA
Molecule: messenger RNA, 7382 nt
Organism: Tyto alba (common barn owl)
Lineage: Eukaryota; Metazoa; Chordata; Aves; Strigiformes; Tytonidae
Gene: CRYBG1
Product: crystallin beta-gamma domain containing 1
Exons: 23
Coding region: 22-5808 (1928 amino acids)
Biological process (GO): visual perception; lens development in camera-type eye
Molecular function (GO): structural constituent of eye lens
Source: RefSeq, a predicted model, not a curated record